Syngnathoides biaculeatus (alligator pipefish) is the source of this 2883-nucleotide messenger RNA. Its product is annotated as SAM pointed domain-containing Ets transcription factor. NCBI's taxonomy places the organism in Eukaryota, Metazoa, Chordata, Actinopteri, Syngnathiformes, Syngnathidae. The record is from RefSeq and is a predicted model, not a curated record. Gene Ontology annotation, cellular component: nucleus. Gene Ontology annotation, biological process: regulation of transcription by RNA polymerase II; cell differentiation. The coding region runs from base 146 to 1123 and encodes 325 amino acids. The transcript has 6 exons. Gene Ontology annotation, molecular function: DNA-binding transcription factor activity, RNA polymerase II-specific; sequence-specific DNA binding.
CCCCACCGCACCCCCCGUCCCAAGGCAGCGGCCCGCCGGCCGGCCCCUCAGGCGGUCGCACUUCAUCCCGGCUUGAGGCCGCGGGGAGCGUCGCUCGCUCGGCCGUCGGCAGCUCGCUUUGCGCGACCUCCGCCAAGGUGUCGUCAUGUCAAAUUCCGUCGGAGGUUUAUCUGAAAUCACAGCGUACGGAUCCCGGCUCGCAAUGCCGGAGGACUCCCUAACCAUCCUGGAGCGAAACCGGGACUCGGGAGAAGCCUGGGACCUGUUGGAGGCCAAGGCGAGCGGCACGCCGGGCCUCUACCUGCCCUGUUUCGACAUGCUGGCCACGGAGGACGCCGCGUGGCUGGUCAAGGUUUCCGAGGCCGCCCCCAACGCGGCCCGCUUGGAGGCGCACCGGGAGGAGCCAGAGCAGUGUCCCGUCAUCGACAGCCAGGAGCGGGGACUCUCCCCGGGGAUGGAAGGCCCCGAGGAGGAGCGCUCUCUGGAGCAAGUGCAGAGCAUGGUGGUGGGCGAGGUCCUCAAGGACAUCGAGACGGCCUGCAAGCUCCUCAACAUCACGGCAGACCCGAUGGAGUGGAACGUGGGCAACGUUCAGAAGUGGCUGCUUUGGACGGAGCACCUGUACCGACUCCCGCACGCGGGCAGGACCUUCCAAGAGCUGACGGGCAAAGACUUGUGCGCCAUGAGCGAGGAGGACUUCCGCCAGCGCUCGCCGCUGUGUGGGGACACGCUGCACGCUCACCUGGACAUAUGGAAGUCAACUGCCUGGAUGAAAGAAAGGUGCACGGGCGGAGACCACAAAAGUCCAGGCGCCGAGGAGCUCUGGUCCGAGGCCGAUUCGUCCUGCUCGGGUCAACCCAUCCACUUGUGGCAAUUCCUUCGAGAACUUCUGCUCAAACCGCACAACUACGGACGCUGCAUACGCUGGCUCAACAAAGACAAAGGUAUCUUUAAGAUCGAGGAUUCGGCCCACGUGGCGCGGCUGUGGGGCCUGAGGAAGAACCGGCCGGCCAUGAACUACGACAAGCUGAGCCGCUCCAUCCGCCAGUACUACAAGAAGGGCAUCAUCCGCAAGCCCGAUGUCUCGCAGAGGCUCGUCUACCAGUUUGUGCACCCCGUGUGACGCCAAAACCGCGAAGGGACCAAACACCGUGGACCGUCUAAUACGACAACCGCACAGUCAGCGCAAUUUGCCCGUUCAUUUUUUUUGUUGACAUAUUUGAAGUCAUUUGGAGUCUGGCAGCACAGUGCACUUAUGGUUAGCACCUCUGCUUCACAGUUCUGACGUUCUGGGUUCAAAUCACGGCUGGGGUGUUGCAGUGUGGAGAUUCCUUGCACACCUUCAAAAAAUAUGCCUGUCAGGAUUAUUGACAACUACAAAUUGGCCACCGGCGUGAACGUCAGCGCGAAUGGCUUUGCCCAUACGUGCUUGCGACCAGUUCAGGGUCUAGAACCUCCUGCGAUCACAGCAAACUAAAUUCGACCGCGGGACUGAAUGGAGCAAAAGUAAUAUAGCCCAACCGCUGUCAAAAUAAUGGAUACCAGCGGGGCUUGACACGACCAACCGCCAACCCGACAAGUGCACGUGAACAUUAGCGGUGGCGGCUAGCACCGCUACUGCCGCUAGUCACUUUGAUCGGGAACAUUUUACCCACCCCCACCUGCCUUCUUUCGACGAAUGUAUUUCGACCGGGAACGAGUUUGCUCUGAGCGCUCCCCCCGUGCUGAAAAGUCUCCUUGUGGUGAAUGCGCAUGCGUUACUAAGAGGGGAACUCUGGGUACGUAGCAGACGCUUACUGCGAAAUCUCCCGCUCUCAUAGUUCCCCUUCUUCUACAGAGAGGGAGCUGACAUACGUUAUAACCAGACCUUAAAACAAAAGUUGAUUAAAGUAGUUGAAGUAUGAAUGGGGAUAUUUCAGACUGGCCGGAGAUUUACAAAAUACACGCGCAUGCGCAUUACUCGCAAAGAGACUUUGCACCACCGGGAGCGCUCAAACUGUCACACACGGGACAAAUGUUUUCAUUCACAAAUUUAAAUCCAUUGCGAAUCGUCAGUGAUGGUGUUGUGGUAAAGACGCCUGACUUGGGUGCGGGCAGCGUCGGAUCGAUUCCCGUUCAGUGAUGGUGUAGAUAUCUGCCUCGCGACUGACUGGCGACCAGUUCAGGGUGUAGUCCGCCUUUCCCCUGAAGCUAGCUGGGAUAGGCUCCGGCUUUCCCGCAACCCUUGUCAGGAUAAGCGUCCUGGAUAAUGACACACAUGACAAAUCCAUUACAAAAGCCAGUAAAUACAAUGCGAAAUUCUGAGUAACUAAUCAGUAUCCACAGGAUACCAGGUAUCGGUACCAGGCCUGAUCCCAAGGUAUUGGGUACUUGUGAAGGCUUCUGGUGACAGUAACUUCGACGGAGUGAGUCCUCCUCACCAGUAGUUGGCGCUACAGCGCACAUCGGCGAAUCAUCAUGUGCGCCAGAAAGAAAGCGACGUCUUAGAACACAAUGAUAGCUGUCGGGACCGAAAUAUAACUUUCUGUGUCAAUUCAUUUUUUGGAAAAAAAAAAUGCCAAAGAAAAGGUUAAGCGCAUGUGCCGAGAUAUGAUAUGCGAAAGGCAUAAUUUCGCUCAAUAUUUGGGUUGAAUUCUUCGUACGCAACCUUUUUGUUUUGUGAACGUCGGGAUUUGAAAUGGGGCUUCGGACUCUGGCGGAUCCGUUUGAGCUUUCGCGUCAGCACGAGUUUUCGUUUGUUUUUACGUUGAACGCUUUUGAAUGUCGCUGGGGGGGUUUGUGGGGGCUUCACACGAGGGGGUCAAAAUACCCCGAGAGAAUUUCAUCUUCUCAUACUCAUCAUCAAAUCUCAUCUUUCUUAAAAUCUUACGAUGAAGCACAACA